GCAUGAUUUUCUUUCAUGUGGUUUUGAAAAUUGUUCAUAACUUGAUUGUCUGCUAUCAUCUCCGCUUCAACUGAAAAUGUCAGUGUGGUAGACGUACACGGAAUAACACUGCACAUUUUUCACGCUCCAAUUAAAAUCAUACAAUGCCAUUGCCAUCGCUUCUCAUCUCAAUCUCACAGCAUCAUGCUGAAGCAGGCGGUGCACAGUCUGCUUACCACACACAACCCCCCUGAAGACUACUCUACAUAUCUUCAAUUAUUGCAGACAUGCAUUCUCAAGAACGGGUUUUCACAAGGUAAAAAUGUCCACUCUUUCAUCGCUCACAGGCGAUUUCCUUUUGCUACACGCACACUAUUUCAGAAUAAGCUUAUUUACAUGUAUGUCAAAUGUGGAAGUUUGGUGGAUGGUCGAAAAGUCUUUGACCGCAUGAAGGAGAAAGACAGCGUCUCAUGGAAUACGAUUAUCUCAGCGUACAGAAGACAUAGGUGUCCUCACGAGGCAGUCAGAGUGUUUCACGAAAUGCAACAAGCAGGUUUCCAUCCCGAUCAGCACACAUUUGCAAGUGUACUCCCAGCCUGUGCCGAAAUGGGAGCUUUGGAACAGGUUAUGGGUAUCCAUCAAAGCAUAAUGGACGGGGGAUUUUUGUCAGAUAUUGUAGUUGGAAAUGCUCUGGUAGACAUGUAUGCAAAAUGUGGAAGCAUAGACAAGGCACGUGAACUGUUUGACAGAAUGCCUCAAAGAAAUGUGGUAUCAUGGAAUGUCAUGAUUGCAGGAUAUGCUCAAAAUGGAUUUGUUGAAAAGGCUUUGGAAACUUUCAAGCAAAUGCAAUUGGCAGGCGUAAAGCCAAAUUCCACAGCCUUUGCUACCAUCCUCCCUGCCUGUGCAAAAAUGGGAGCUUUGGAACAGGGUAUGGAUAUCCAUCAAAGCAUGAAAGAUAGAGAAAUUUUGUCAGAUGUUGUAGUUGCAACUGCCUUGGUAGAUAUGUACGCAAAAUGUGGAAGCAUAGACAAGGCACGUGAAUUCUUUGACAGGAUGCCUCAAAAAGAUGUGGUCUCGUGGACUGCAAUGAUUGCAGGAUAUGCACAAAAUGGAUUUGUUGAGAAGGCAGUAGAAACUUUCAAGGAAAUGCAAGUGGCAGGUGUAAAGCCAAAUUCCACCACUUUUUCCACCAUACUUCCUGCCUGUGCUAAAAUAGGAGCUUUGGAACAGGGUAUGGACAUUCAUCAAAGUAUAAAGGAUAAAAGAAUUUUGUCAGAGACUGUAGUCGCAACCGCUCUAUUAGACAUGUAUGCAAAAUGUGGAAACAUAGACAAAGCACGUGAAUUGUUUGACAGAAUGCCUCAAAGAGAUGUGGUUUCGUGGACUGCAAUGAUUUCAGGUUAUGCACAACAUGGAUUAGUUGAAAAGGCCUUAGAAACUUACAAGCAAAUGCAAUUGGCACGUGUAAAUCCAAAUUCCACAACCUUUGCCAGCGUCCUUCCUGCUUGUGCCAAAAUGGGAGCUUUGGAACAGGGUAUGGAAAUCCAUCAAACCAUAAUGGAAGGGGAAUUUUUGCCAGAUAUUUUAGUUGGAAAUGCAUUGGUAGACAUGUAUGCAAAAUGUGGAAGCAUAAACAAGGCAUUUAAAUUGUUUAACAGAAUGCCUACAAGAGAUGUCAUCUCAUGGAAUGCAAUGAUUGCAGGAUAUGCACAAAACCGAUUUGUUGAAAGGGCUCUAGAAACAUUCAAUCAAAUGCAAUUGGCAGGUAUAAAGCCGAAUUCCACAACCUUUGCUACCAUCCUCCCUGCCUGUGCCAAAAAGGGAGCUUUGGAACAGGGUAUGGAGAUCCACCAAAGCAUAAAGGAAGGGGGAUUGUUGUCAGAUGUUAUGGUUGCAACUGCCCUGGUAGACAUGUAUGCAAAAUGUGGGAGCAUAGACAAGGCACGUGAACUGUUUGACAGGAUACCUCAAAAAGAUGUCAUCUCAUGGAAUGCAAUGAUUGCUGGAUAUGCACAAAAUAAAUUUAUAGAUGAGGCCUUAGAAACUUUCAAGCAAAUGCAAUUAGCAUGUAUAAAACCAAAUUCCACAACCUUUGCCAGCAUCCUCACCGCCUGUGCCAAAAUGGGAGAUUUGGAACAGGGCAUAAACAUCCAUCGAAGCAUAAAGAAUAGGGAAAUUUUGUCAGAUGUUACAGUUGCAACUGCUCUGGUAGAUAUGUACGCAAAAUGUGGAACCAUAGACAAGGCACGUGAACUGUUUGAUGGAAUGCCUCAAAGAAAUGUGGUGACAUGGAAUGCCAUGAUUACAGGAUAUGCACAAAAUGGAUUUAUUGAGAAGACUUUAGAAACUUUCAAGAAAAUGCAAUUGGCAGGUGUAAAGCCAAAUUCUACCACCUUUGCCAGCAUCCUCCCUGCCUGUGCCAAAAUGGGAUCUUUGGAACAGGGUAUGGAUAUCCAUCAAAGCAUAGUGGAAGGGGGAUUUUUGUCGGACAUUAUAGUUGGAAAUGCUCUGGUAGACAUGUAUGCAAAAUGUGGAAGCAUAGACAAGGCACGUGAACUGUUUAACAGGAUGCCUAAAAGAGAUGUCAUUUCAUGGAAUGCCAUGAUUGGAGGAUAUGCACAAAAUGGACUUUGCGAAGAUGCUCUCAAAAUUUUUGAAUCAAUGAAGUGCUUUGGAACAUAUCCUGACAUUGUUAGCUUUGCUUGUGUUCUAUGUGCAUGCAGCCAUGGCGGUUUAGUUGACGAGGGCUGUACAUACUUCAAUCACAUGAAAUUGGGCAGUUCGGGUGAGGUUCAAAUGGUAAGGAGAUUGAUGAAAGAUAGAGGUAUUAAAAAGAGCCCUGGCUGUAGUUGGAUUGAAGGCCAUAAAAUGGUACAUGCUUUUUGUGUAGGAGACACAGAAGAGCUAUCCAAAGUUGGAGAAAUUGGCUUGGGAGAUGAAGGCAGCAGGGUAAUUUCCAGAUUCAAGACAUUUACUUAACGAUGUUGAAGAGGAGGAAAAAUAAUAAUUUCCCUGCUCUCAUGGUGAAAAGUUAGCAAUUGCAUUUGUUUUGUCAAACAGGCUCCUUUGAACAGCCAUUAGAGUCGUUAAAAACCUUCGAGUAUGUAUUGAUUGUCACACUGCAACAAAAAUUUAUCUCCAAGAUUGCUCGAGGAGAGAUUGUUGUGAGAUGUGCGAACUGUAUCCAUCAUUAGACAGGGAUAAUGUUUUUGCAGAGACUAUUGAUAAUGCUAAAUGAACCAGUCUGAACAAUAGGCUUGCUCUAUUAUAAAAUGCACCUCCAGA
Molecule: messenger RNA, 3264 nt
Organism: Cryptomeria japonica (Japanese cedar)
Lineage: Eukaryota; Viridiplantae; Streptophyta; Pinopsida; Cupressales; Cupressaceae
Product: pentatricopeptide repeat-containing protein At4g18520, chloroplastic-like
Exons: 2
Coding region: 184-2958 (924 amino acids)
Biological process (GO): RNA modification
Cellular component (GO): intracellular membrane-bounded organelle
Molecular function (GO): RNA binding; protein binding
Source: RefSeq, a predicted model, not a curated record